CUUGGUGAGUAAAAAAGUAACUAUCAUCAGUGUAAGCAACAAACAAUUCAUUUCAGUUCAUGAAAGAAAUAUUAUUUGGAAAUCACGUAAAUCAAUAUACGAAACAUAAUGUCUGCAUAUUACGAGCAAUCUUUUGAUAUUGCUAAGCCACAAAUAAAGGUCGAAACAGACAUAAUAGUUGUUUAUACUCAUGUUAUGUUAACAGAUGUCGGAUUUCGUUGCUUGGUAACCAAUUCUGAGCAAGGCGAGAAAAAACCAUCAACUUUUUUACCGAAAAAUUGGAAUGAAAAUAGCGAUAAAUAUUCUUUACGAUACAUACUGGGUGAUGAGGCUUUCGUUAUGAUCGGAACAGUUGUAGAUGAAAAUAUUAUCUUAAAUUUGUUGAGUGAAGAAACUCUCCAAUGUACGGCCAUAGCUUUUUCUAUCAAAGAAACUGUUAAGUCGAUUGAUGGAGCUACUUUGGUGGAACUUGUUCCAAACUAUAAACAAGUAUCAUCACGGUUGGAUGAAUUGCUAAUUGCACCAUUUCGAAAGGUCAGCCUAAAUGACAGUGGAUCGUCUACUUCUUCGGGUGAACGUGAACGUAGGAUUGGUGCUUAUCGUAAUCCCGGUUUCGAAAGCGAUUCACCACCUAAAUAAAAUGAAGUGAGCGAUUUUCGUAAGGAUUGAUUCAGUGCAAAUUUUCAUUACUCUACUGAAUGAGGUUAAUUAGUCACUAUCACUAUUAAGUGAAAUACAAUAAAAAAAAAUAAAAAAAAUAUAUAUUUAUUCUGUACAAAAACAGAGCUGAUGGAAAAGAAACUAAAAGCAAUCUGAUUUUAAACAAAUAAAUUGUAAAAUAGUUAAAGCCGAA
Molecule: messenger RNA, 853 nt
Organism: Contarinia nasturtii (swede midge)
Lineage: Eukaryota; Metazoa; Arthropoda; Insecta; Diptera; Cecidomyiidae
Product: proteasome inhibitor PI31 subunit-like
Exons: 4
Coding region: 109-639 (176 amino acids)
Biological process (GO): proteasome-mediated ubiquitin-dependent protein catabolic process
Molecular function (GO): proteasome binding; endopeptidase inhibitor activity
Source: RefSeq, a predicted model, not a curated record